AUGCUCCAGAUAUCCGCCUCCGGCACGCCCUCCCAAAUCGGCUUUUCCCACGGCACUCUCGCCUCCACCCACAUCGCCCGCUCCCUCACAUUCUACAGUGCUCUUUUCCUCAAAAAAUGCACCAUGGACUGGCCGGCCGUAAAAGGCUUCGCCAUGCAAUAUCACCCCUUCCUCUCUGCCAAUUUCCCGCAAUAUGUCGAGGAGAUGGAGGGGGUAGCCAAGGGUGCCGGGAAGGAAUAUGCGGAUAUCCUGGCGCUGAAUGUGAGGACUGAGAUUGCGUUUGGGGCUUACACUGAUGGGUGUACUGCUAUUUCUUGGAAAUCCACGGAUAAGUCUUAUUUGGGGCAGAAUUGGGAUUGGGAUACUGUAGAAGGGAAGUCCGGCGGGGGUGCUGAUGAGGACGAUAUUUAUAGGCAAUCCGAGAAUUUGAUUUGUUUAAAGAUUGUUAAAGGAGAUGGUCUGACGAUGCAGAUGAUUACCGAAGCGGGGAUAAUUGGGAAGAUAGGUAUGAAUAGUCACGGUGUGGGAUGUACUUUGAACGCCGUGACUGCGAAAGGAGUUUCGUUCUCCAAACUGCCCUGUCAUCUUGCCCUCCGCUCUGUCCUGGACUCUUCGUCCCGGGCAGAGGCGAUAGCUACUCUUGAGAAAUGGGGCGUGGCGAGCUCUUGCCAUAUUCUGGUAGCUGAUACAACGGGCGGCACGGGGCUGGAGUGUAGCAGCGAAGAUAUUGUGCAGUUAGUGAUGGAUGAGGUGGGUGUGGUGGCGCAUACUAAUCAUUAUGUUUUGCCGCACAAGAAAGGAGUCGUGGAGAAGGUGUGGUUGCCUGAUACAAACUUUAGGUUGCGGAAAGCUGGGGAGUCAUUGAAAGGGAAGCAGCCGAGUGACGAUGUGCUGUGGGAAAUUUUUAGGGAUGAAGUUGAGGAGGAUGGCGCGAGUAUUUGUAGGAAACAGACAGAAGUGGCUGGACCGAAUGCUCUUGCUACGCUUUUCGGAAUUGUGAUGGAUUUGGGGGAGAAAAAGGCAGAAGUGUUGGUGGGGAGGCCAAUUGAACCUACUGAAAAAUUGGUGUUCAGCUUGUAG
Molecule: messenger RNA, 1080 nt
Organism: Lachnellula hyalina
Lineage: Eukaryota; Fungi; Ascomycota; Leotiomycetes; Helotiales; Lachnaceae
Product: Acyl-coenzyme A:6-aminopenicillanic-acid-acyltransferase 40 kDa form
Exons: 2
Coding region: 1-1080 (359 amino acids)
Source: RefSeq, a predicted model, not a curated record